Molecule: messenger RNA, 3027 nt
Organism: Penicillium nucicola
Lineage: Eukaryota; Fungi; Ascomycota; Eurotiomycetes; Eurotiales; Aspergillaceae
Product: putative kinesin family protein (KipA)
Exons: 3
Coding region: 1-3027 (1008 amino acids)
Biological process (GO): microtubule-based movement
Molecular function (GO): ATP binding; microtubule binding; microtubule motor activity
Source: RefSeq, a predicted model, not a curated record
AUGGUAGCCCGAGCUCGUCCCUGCGGAUUAUUGCAGGACGCCCUUCUCUCCAAUCCGCCCGCAUGGCCGUCGCGCUCAACUAGACUCGCUGACUUUCAACCCUCGACUUCAGAAAACUUGGUCGGCAUGGCCUCAAUGUCGGCGUUACCUCAGCCAUCGCGGCCAACAACAAACCCCCCAACGGGAGCGUUACCUGCUCUGCCCAACCCCAAGCCUAGAAAGUCAAUACCGGGCUCCGAGACACCCCGGGCCGCAUCGCCCUUUGGCACGUCCAAGCUACGGACGCCAUCCAGCCCAAAACCGUCGCUCAAGUCACCUCUCUCCAGUUCAAACUCAACCUCCAACCUCAGCGCGGCCCGAUCCGCAUCCAGCGGACGCGCACCAGGCAGCCCAGACAAAUCAUUGCGCCGGACGAUCAGCAUCGCAUCAUUCCCCCAACCACCAAAAGCCGGCACGCGUCCUUCGACAGCAUCGUCACUCUCUGGCAUUCAAGCGGCCACUGCCAGCACGCGACCUGCGCGAAGCUCCCGGUUGAGCACGGGAACAACCAGCAGCUACCGUAGCUCAAAAACACCAUCACUACUCAAUGGGAGUGGCGAGGGGAAAUUUAUCUCGAGUGGGGAUGCACGGGAUCCAGAUGCGUCCCCGGCGCACAGUCGAAGCUCCUCUGCGCAAGGAUCCUGCUCGACUAGCGCUACUACUUUUGAGGAUGCAGACGAUACAGCAAGCAAAUCGACCGUCCAGCCAAAAGAAAUCAAGGGCAAUGUGAUUGUGAGUGUACGUGUGCGCCCUGAUAAUAACAGUGGAGGAGAAACACCGCGCAACCAUGGCGAAUGGUCGAUUGAUGGCCGGCAAAGCCUCAUCUCAUAUCGCGGAAAGGAAGGAGGCGAUUAUUACUAUGACAAUGUAUUCAACCCCAUGGAGAACAACGCCAAAGUCUACGAUUCAGCAGCCAAGCGACUUGUCAGGCGUGUCAUGGAAGGCUAUCAUGGAACGGUCUUUGCAUAUGGUAUGACUGGAACCGGAAAGACCUUUUCCAUGCAAGGAACGGCAACGUCUCCUGGUGUGAUCCCACUUGCCAUCACCGACAUCUUCUCUUUCAUCAGAGAAACCCCCCACCGAGAGUUCCUGCUGCGGGUCAGCUACUUGGAAAUUUAUAACGAGAAGAUCAACGAUCUCCUGUCUGCUUCGUCUGCCAACGGGCCUGCAGCUCCUCAAGAAGAGAUCAAAUUGAGAGAGGAUAGCAAGCGAGGCGUGUAUGCUACGCCGCUCAAGGAAGAGAUUGUUCAGAGUCCGACCCAGCUUCUUCGUGUAAUUGCAAGAGGUGACCAUGCACGACGAACCAGCAGUACACAGUUCAACGCACGAAGUUCUCGAAGUCAUGCGGUUGUUCAAAUCGUUGUCGAGAGCCGGGAGCGUGUACCCUCGGGCAACUCCCAAGACAAGAGAUCUGGGAUCGCCCCAGGAGGCGUACGUGUUUCAACCUUGAGUUUAAUUGAUUUGGCCGGAUCCGAGCGCGCAGCCGAUGACAAGGAGCGUCGCACGGAGGGUGCGCACAUCAAUAAGAGUUUGCUCACUCUUGGUACCAUUAUCUCCCGACUGUCCGAGAACAAAGACAAGCAAGGCAACCCCAUGGAUCGCGAUGGGCGGCAUUUGCCUUACCGUGACAGCAAAUUGACCAGAUUGCUACAACCCGCGUUGUCCGGUGGCUCGCUUGUCAGUAUCUUAUGUACCAUCCAGCUUACUAGUUCUAUCAAUUCCAACACUGGCGAGACCCUAAACACCAUGAAGUUCGCCGCGCGAGCCAAGAACAACAUUGUCAGUCAUGCCAAGAAGGCAGAAGAGGCAUAUGGUGGCGGCGGCGGGGACUCUGGAAGCCGGGUUUUACUUGAGCGGUACCGCAUGGAGAUUCAAGCUCUGCGCGGUCAGCUGGACACGCAGGCCAAGUCCCAAGCCGAAAAAGAGCUCAAGUGGGAUGAGCACCAGUAUGAGAAAGAGGCGCAAGCCCGCCAUGAGGAGCAAGUAUUGGAGAUGCAGUUGGCCCGAACUGCGCUCAAAGAGCGAAUCGAGCAUCUUAAUCGUCUAAUUUUGAGCUCCAAAUCUACCGGAGUGAACAACCCCAACAGCCUGUCUACAUUUGGUCGGCUUUCUCGCAUGUCUUCCACAGAUUCUGGCAUUCGAUCUCUCCGGUCAUCCGCCAGUCAAUCGACGCUGGGUGCUGUCCAUUCAUCCAUACGUCCCAUCUCAUUCAUGUCCAUUAAUAGCAACGAUCCCUCACAAACUUAUUACCCUAAUGGAUCAUUUGGGCCGGAAGAUGAGGACGACCUGGGUGAAUUUGGUGAUGGCAAAGCCAGCCUGCAACGUCAGGUAUGUGCAUUGCAGGCCGAUCUUGGUGAUAAGAACCGAUACAUCUCAACCCUGGAACGCCGACUUCUACAAGCUCGUCGAUCGAGUCAUACCCGCAUGUCAGUUGGUGUCAAGCCUGCGAAUGCCACUAUCGCGGAGCAACCAGACAUGGCGGCUUUGGUUCGGGAGAAGGAUAUGGAGAUCAACGAACUCCGCCUUCAGCUUGAUGACAAGGAUCGCAUGCUCGCGGCACUUCGGUCCGCAACCCGUCAUCGCGACCUAGCUACCGUCACCAGUGAGUCUCAAUCACCAGAGUUGAAAAGCAAGGGCGAUAUUGGCGAGGUAGAUGGUCCCCCUUCCGUCAGGACUAGUGGCAUUCCCACAGACAACCCGGAAAGCCCUAACAAACGGGCCUUCUCUGGCUCUAGCAGAGUCAGCAGAGUCAAUGACCAGACGGAAGGUGGUAAAAACAUGGAUGAAGUCUCGCGAUUGUUGGACGAGAUGAUCCAAAGCCGAAUGGAAGGUGGACCCGCGAAUGAUCGUUCUUCUCUGAACGUCAAGAGUAUCACCAAUGAGAGUCGACGUGAGAGCCGACGUGAAUCCUCAUCGGCUGAGGUGCCUGGCUUGAAUCCUACUGCGCCGUCAUGGGAUCCAAGUCUCAGCUCGCCGUUCCGAGGAUGA